This is a messenger RNA of Funneliformis caledonium, 531 nucleotides long. NCBI's taxonomy places the organism in Eukaryota, Fungi, Glomeromycota, Glomeromycetes, Glomerales, Glomeraceae. The record is from the annotation of a GenBank genome assembly.
AUGCGUAGUUCUAUCGUAACUGUUUUAUUGAUUCCUUUGACAUUAUUCUGUUGGCUUCGCGCAUAUUACGUAUAUAAAGAAGCAAAUUUUUCACUUUUUGCAACUGAAAAUGAAAAGCCUUUACAUGUUUCACCUUUGACAAGUGGUGACCCUGUUUUACAAAGGGUUAAUAAUAACACUUUGGGUGAUAGUCCCAACAAUAUAUUUUAUUUUAUGCAGAUUACCGACUUGCACAUAUCGAAAUUUCAGAAAAUUGGCGGUACCUCGCAUUUCUUACAUUUUCUCGCGACGGUACUUAGCGUGAUUUCUUCACCUGCAUUCGUUUUAGUCACCGGUGACUUGACUGACGCCAAAGAUGAAAAUUUGAUAACUUCCCAACAAUACAUUGAUGAAUGGGUUACAUAUCAAACCGCAUUGCAGGAAUCAGGUGUUCUUAAUCGUCCAGGAUUUUGGCAUGAUCUACGUGGAAAUCAUGAUUGUUUCAACGUAGGAUCAUGGGAAAGUGAACAAAACAUGUAUAAAACGUUUGGC